Messenger RNA from Poecilia latipinna (sailfin molly), 3540 nucleotides. It is a transcript of the gene adm2a, whose product is annotated as adrenomedullin 2a. Gene Ontology annotation, biological process: regulation of systemic arterial blood pressure; adenylate cyclase-activating G protein-coupled receptor signaling pathway; positive regulation of heart rate. Gene Ontology annotation, molecular function: hormone activity. Lineage: Eukaryota; Metazoa; Chordata; Actinopteri; Cyprinodontiformes; Poeciliidae. The transcript is spliced from 3 exons. Gene Ontology annotation, cellular component: extracellular region. The record is from RefSeq and is a predicted model, not a curated record. Bases 267 to 776 code for a protein of 169 amino acids.
CAGCACUCAGCUUCACAUUGGAACUUGAUCUUGACCAACAGGAUUGGAAUCGUGGGAAUAAGAAGACUUUUGAGUGACUCCAUACUCUGAGCUCUACAUUAAAGUUUCCCAAGUUGGAAUUCUCAGCUUCAACGUUUUGCUAUAAUUUUUUUUAUUAUUAUUUAUUUAUUGCUCUCCCUCCAUUUUUGGAGGGCUGAAAGUCGGUGAGGUAGCCCCCCUCCAACUCCUGCAGAGAGAGGGUGUACAAAGUUGAAGCUUAUCCGGAGAUGCGGUCCUUCCUCCCGCUUGUCGUGUAUUGCAUCAGCCUGCUUUCCCUCCAGCAGCUGUCGGCUUCACCGGCCGGGGAGCGUCCUGACGGAAACAGACUGAAUCAUCAAAAAGAACCAAUCGACCAGGAAAAGGAGCUCUCCACUCCCUCAGAAGGCCAGUCCAACACUGUCCCAGCAUCUCCAGCAGCAAGCAAACUCCACAAAUGGAUGUUAAGCCUUGUGAGGCACCCACCGACAUCCAGUUUGAGGACGGCAUCUCCUGGCCUGACAUGGGCACAGCCUGAUGAGGCUUUUCAGAUCAAGAGAAGGGCUAAGAGAUCUCGUGGCCAUGGACACUCGAAAGGGGGCAGAAACCACCACCAGCAUCUCCAGUUUAAGAGAGUGGGGUGUGUCCUGGGAACCUGCCAAGUACAGAACCUCAGCCACCGUCUGUAUCAGCUCAUCGGUCAGAACGGCAGGGAAGAAUCAUCCCCCAUUAACCCUAGGAGCCCUCAUAGUUAUGGAUGAGCUAGGUAGCCCCAUAGAAGGUCUGUCAGUAGUUCUAGUUUUUGCAUUUAGGAUUAAUCUAGUGCACAGCCAGCUUUGACUUAUUUUAGAAGUCUCCUGCUUUUACUGUUUGUACUUGAUUGGUGGAUUUUAAAGUUAAAUUUUAAGAUCAGAACUUACCAAAUCAACUCCAAGGAUCGACCAUCUCCGUCACAGGAAAAUAUGGACAUUAAAACAUUAUGGAUUUGUCAGCUUGAAUACUAAAAGGAAGCCAAAAGUUGACAUUGGGACAUUUUAAUCUGGAUAAAGUAAGAAUUGAGCUGUGUCUUCAGUGCCACUCAGUGGAGUACUUCUUGUUGCUAACUGAAUUUCAUAGCUUUGGCUCCUUUGCUUUUCACUGAUCACAAACUUAAGCCCCUAAUGUGGAUUAGAAGCUGGACCAUGAACUGGAGACUGUCAAAAUCAAUGUGUUUCUGAAUAUCUUUUCAACAGUCAAGUGAACCCUUUUACCUCUCCAUCAGCUUUGAAGUUCAUACACUGUGUCUAACAUGAACUCAGAUCACCACAACAGUCCUUGAGUUUGUAGCUGAACUUAAUCUGAGAUCAUCCACAGUCAAGACUUACAGCAAACAUUGUGAUUUAAGACCCCAUGAAAAGGAAAAUAAGAGUCAGCAUGCAGUCAAGAAAAGUUCUGUUUCAAUUUUGUGCUUCACACAGUUGAAAAUAAAAGUGAACACUAUAGUCUGAUUAGCAUUUCAUUGUUUGAGUGAAAACAAUGAAAUGCUAGAAAUAACUUUAAAAAGUAUUUUAGCAGUUAGAUCAAAUCAGAAAAAGAACUUUUUAAAAAUGUAUCAACAAGCUACUUUGUUUAGUGGACUAGCAGAUGAGGUUAGGCUUCCUGGUUUCAACAACUUAAAAGUUAAACUCUUGAGUCUCUUAUGUCAUCCAAGUCGAGUCUACAGCAAAGAUGCGAAAGUAGACAAAUCAGAAAUAGGUAAAACACCCUAGUAAAACAUUUACUUUCAUUUUUACUUUCCAACUAUGUAAUAUGGUGUUACGAUGUGGGUUUGAAACAAAAACCACGCUGACCAAAAUGCUAGCUGUACAGUGCCUAGUUUCAAAUAUGAACACAAAUAGCCAGGCACCAGUAAAAUGCAUGCCCCGACAUUUUGUUGUCUUCUAUUUAUGUCUGCGUCUGAGAUGGUGGGUGGAUGAUAGACCAGGAAUUGCUGGGAAACAAGGUCUUGUUAGUCCACCAUGGUAUAAUUUGUUUGAGUCUUAAAGUUCUCAUCCAUCCAGCUUUCCAUUUUCUAUACCCACUUAAUUCCCAUUUAAGGAAACCACCAUCAAGCGAGUGGGUUAUGUCAUAGAGACUAUGCUCUAUGCCAGCUGUAGCUGGGCAAGUAGCGGGAAACAAUCUGGAGAAGUCACCAGUCCAUCAUGAGGCCAAGGUUAUGAUCCUAAUGUUUCCACACCCACCAUAUUACCUAAAUCAUGAGGUUGAGACGCAGCUUGAAUCAAAAAUAGAAUCAGUUAAAAUUUGAAGCAACAGGUCAGACUUCAGUCAAAACUGGAAGUCAGUGUUGGCCUGCAAAACUCUGACUGGUCCAUCUUUGGUAUUGGUAUUAGAAUUAGAUGUAAACUUUUUUAAUAAACCUUCAAAGAUAGUAGAGUUGGAGUACUGUUUGAGUAGGAAAGUGAGUCACUUCAUAUUAUUAUUAUUAUUAUUAUUAUUGUUAUUAUUAUUAUUAUUAUUAUUAUUAUUAUUAUUAUUAUUAUGUUGUUUCUAUUUAGUUUCUAUUGGUUUCUGUAAUCUUGAAACAGCAUUAGUAAAAUCUCACCAACUACCUGGAAAUACUUGAUUGACUGAGUGGCCUUACAGUAUGUGACCCACAUAAUAUGAUAACAUGUUCUUUAUGUAUUUUCCACUGUUUUUAUUUCUUCCAUCUUCCAUCUAUUGUUGUCCACCCUGGUCAAAUCGUGGUAGUGUUCAAUGUGUUCAAAGCCUCACUAAGGUAAAUCGUGCCUUUCUCUCUGCUGUAACGGAGCUUAUCAAUGUCUCGUGACAGAUCAUUAAACGGCUUUUAAAAUGACAAACAAAAACAUCUCUCUACUUUCUCGAAAUGUAACUUUUCAGCCAUUCUAUUUGUUUUGGAUGAGUUUUGCCUUAUCACUCUUCUGCUUUCGCAGUGUGUUUUUGGGACGUCACACAUUGCGUCAUACAGAGUUGCGUUAGCAAACCCUACCACAGUCGAUGCCUUCCGGUUAGAGACCACGGACAGUGUUUCAAGGCUAUCCAUGACUAAGAUUCAUAGGAGUUCAGUGAUGUUCCUGUUAGUUUCUCAGCAGACUUGUUUUCUUGUUUUCACAUUUGAGUGUCACGUGUUCUUCUUUAGGGUCACAGGAAAGCACUUUAAUGCAAUCAUGUUGACAGUUUUUUUACAACUUGAAUUUCAAUGUUGAAGAGCUAGCAACAGUAGGAUGAGGUGCUUCCUGUAAAAGUUGUCUUAUUGUCUGUGAAGAUGUACGUGUGCCCCCUGUGAUGUGAGGAGUGUUGAGUGCACUCGUGAAUAUAUGUUAUACUUUUGUAUUUAAAGAAAGUUAUGUAUUUAAGUAUUUAACUUAUCUUGUAUGAUAAUGCCUGAAUGUCACCGAGAACUAUUUAUCUUAUCUUUUCCAUUGUUCUUUAUCAUAGUGGAAAUUAAGUUUCUGACUGUAGUUGAAAUGUUACUGUUUGACCAUGUUCUUCAGUCUUUAAAAUAAAGAACCAUACUGUGUAUAGUGA